Messenger RNA from Laccaria bicolor S238N-H82, 565 nucleotides. RefSeq lists its product as uncharacterized. NCBI's taxonomy places the organism in Eukaryota, Fungi, Basidiomycota, Agaricomycetes, Agaricales, Hydnangiaceae. Gene Ontology annotation, molecular function: protein-macromolecule adaptor activity. The transcript is spliced from 5 exons. Gene Ontology annotation, cellular component: membrane; endoplasmic reticulum. The record is from RefSeq and is a predicted model, not a curated record. The coding region runs from base 3 to 416 and encodes 137 amino acids.
CCAUGUUUGGCCAGCUAUUCUCUUAUUUACCUCCAUCUUUGUUGGCGCGUUGGCAACUGCUCGUCGCGGUCACGGCUAUCUUCAACACGGUUCAAAACUUCAUGACCCUCAAGCUCACGCGUCAAAUUUACAACAACAUACCAGCUACCUCCGUCACCAGUCUUCAGGCAAGGACCUUCGCGGUUUGGACACUCACAUCAGCGGUUGUCCGUGCUUAUGCUGCCUAUCACAUCAAUGAGAAAAUAAUCUAUGACAUGGCCAUGUUCACAUAUCUCAUUGCGUUCGGGCACUUUUCCUCCGAAAUCCUCAUCUUUCGGACUGCCAGAGCCAAAGGAGGCGUUAUUAGCACCGUGAUUGUUUCCACAUCGUCUUUAAUAUGGAUGUUUUUGCAAUACGAUUAUUAUGUACGCUCGUGACACAUCUGGUACAAGUAUUCACCAGUCUGCUCUUCUUGAUGAAGAAAAAAUUCUCUUUAUGUUGGACCUACAUAAAGGAUUUUCUGUUUUUGAUGAUGUACCCUGCAUGUUACACUUACAGCUAAAUGCAAAAUCCUAGACACCUCCGC